Molecule: messenger RNA, 728 nt
Organism: Vitis vinifera (wine grape)
Lineage: Eukaryota; Viridiplantae; Streptophyta; Magnoliopsida; Vitales; Vitaceae
Exons: 2
Coding region: 233-601 (122 amino acids)
Source: RefSeq, a predicted model, not a curated record
UUUAUCACUUUUCUUGUUUGUCAAAAGCUUCACAUUAGCUUUUUGCAGUUUUUUCCUUUUUAAUAAUAUUCACCAAGAUAUACCUGAUCAUCUUUCCCAAGAAAAUGAACUCUAUAAAUGACCUUAACCAGUUCAAUACUACUGAAGUACUGAGCUUGCAGAAUAGGAAACCUUCCCCACUGUCUUCAGAGAAGAAAAAGAAGUGCCAGAAGCAAGGUAACAGAAGAAGAACAUGAAAGGACAAUUACUUGGCUGUCUCUUCUUCUUCAUGAUCAUAACUUACAAAGCUGAUUCAUACUCGGUACGUGAAAGCACUUUCACUGCAGAAGCCCGAGGAUGCGGCCUUCAGAUGGAUGCAAAGCAGCUCAAAAAUGUAAAUGGAAUGGUGGUGGAAUCAGGGAGAGAAGGGAAUGAAGAAGUGUUCAAUAAGGAAGUGUUGCAAGAAACAAUUCAUAAAGGAAAGGGGGCUUAUGGAGGUGCAGAUCUCCUUCGUCAACACCAUACUCGCUCAGCCGCAACAUACCCCUUCCUAGUUAGACCACUCUUGUCAACAAUUGGGCAUAUUAUGAUAGGAUAUGUGCUGCUUGUUGGUUUCUUUUGAUGGUUUGAGAUGAUUUUAUGAAGAUGAACACAAACAAGAGCUCAGUGAUCGUUAUGAUUAAUGGCAAUUAGUCAUGGAUGUACUAUUAUGUAAUGAAUUAUAGUACUUCGUUUUUUUUUUUUUUUAA